Messenger RNA from Trichosurus vulpecula (common brushtail), 2038 nucleotides. It is a transcript of the gene SIGIRR, whose product is annotated as single Ig and TIR domain containing. The transcript has 10 exons. The coding region runs from base 422 to 1672 and encodes 416 amino acids. The record is from RefSeq and is a predicted model, not a curated record. NCBI's taxonomy places the organism in Eukaryota, Metazoa, Chordata, Mammalia, Diprotodontia, Phalangeridae. Gene Ontology annotation, biological process: signal transduction.
UUCUUUUGUGAUUGUGUGUUCAUGAGCUUUUCUGAACCAAAACAAGCCCAUAACCACUUCCGGGUGGGUGAUAGGCAGGCUGGCAGGGGCUCUUACCUGUGGGGACAGUGGCAGGCAGCAGGAGCUGGCCUCUUUGGAAGGGCUUGUUUUUAAACCCAAGCAAAUGGCUGAACCUGAAUCUGGAAGAAAGCGGCUGAACACAGUGUCUGUAGCCCCUGACUGGCCUGGGACAAGUUGAUCACAGGAACCAGACCAGACAGGACAGGAAAGAGCAGAGCCUGGGCUUUGCUGCAGGCCCUCUGGCUGAGCUAGCUGAGGGCCCUCCCCUGGGCUGGUCCUGGUUGGGAGCAGAGCUGACUUCGGCCUUCAUCCGAGCACUUCACAGAGAGGUUCCAGAGGCAAAAGUCCUCCUGGCCCGGCCAUGGCAGAUCUCUGUGAUGUGGCUCCCACCAUCCUCACCCCCUUGAUGGAUCAGGUUCUGGUGCCAGCCCUGGAUAGCAGCAUCACUCUGAACUGCACAUUCUCAGUGGCCUUUGAGGCCCACUGCCCCCCUGCUGUCCAGUGGCUGAAGAAUGGUCAUCUGCUUGGGAACCACAGCCUCUAUGACAUUCAGGAAGUCUUCUGGGGUGGAGCCAAUGCAUCUGAGGGGGUCCUGUCCAGCGUCCUGGGGGCCAACCUGACAAGUAUCCAGGACUACGGGAUCUUCACCUGCGCACUCCGGAAUCUCAGUGCCUCAUUCACACUGCAGAGGACAGACCCUGCUGGCCACAUCCUGGCUGUUCUUGCCUCUCUUCUGGUCCUGCUUGUCCUGUUUGUGGUGGCCCUGCUCUAUGUGAAGUGUCGUCUCCGUGUGUUGCUCUGGUACCGGGACAAAUAUGGGGACGUGGAGAUGAAUGAUGGGAAGCUCUAUGAUGCCUACAUCUCUUACACCAGCUCUCCAGAAGACAGGAAGUUUGUGAACUUCAUCCUAAAACCACAGCUGGAGAAUCGGCAUGGCUACAAGCUUCUCCUGGAUGACAGAGAUGUCCUCCCCAACUCAGAGCCCUCCGCAGAUCUGAUAAUGAACCUCAGCCGAUGUCGGCGCCUUAUUGUGGUUCUCUCAGACACUUUCCUGGGCCAGGCCUGGUGCAGACACAAUUUCAGGGAAGGCCUAUGGAGGCUCCUUGAAUUGUCCCGAAGGCCAAUCUUCAUCACAUUUGAGGGUCAGACCCGCAAUCCUUUACACCCUGCUUUCCACCUGCUUCGGCAGCAUCGACAUGUUGUGACCCUGCUUCUGUGGAGGCCAGGCUCUGUGACUCCCUCCUCCGAUUUUUGGAAGGAACUACGUCUAGCCCUGCCACGAAAGGUGCACUAUAGGGCCCUGGUGAGUGACCCCCAGACUCAGCUACAGGAGGACAAGGAUCCCAUGUUGACCCUCCACGGUGGCUUCCUGGAGGGCCGGCCUGGUCCAGACCCGGACCCUGACCCUGACCCCGAAGGAGACUUGGGUGUCAGGGGACCCAUCUUUAAAGACCUCCCCCCUCCACGCAUGAGCCCAAUCCCUGAGCUGCCAAGACUUAAGCCUUCUGGUGGGGAAACCCAACGGAAUGACAUCGAUAUCUCUGACCUGGGAUCCCGCAACUAUGGGGCCCGGACUGACUUUUACUGCCUGGUCACUGAAGAUGACAUGUAGGCUGCCAAGGACCUCCCACCUGGCCUUGCUCUGAGGAGCAGGGCCUUGUAAUAGAGUACAGAGACUUGGACUGGGGGGGAGCAGAGUAAUUCAGUGGAGAGAAGAGUGUCUCCUUCCUCUAAAUCAAAAGCCAGUGCCCUGUCUAGGUCUGUUUCUUGUGCUACAAAACAAGAGAUUGGACUGUGUGACCCCAAUGGUUCUUUCAGUUUGAAAUCUAGGACCCUGUGGCUCUUUGCUCAAUCCCCUGAGACUCAGGCCACAAAGAGCACAGGGGAUGACCUGGUCCAGGGCAUUCGAGUCUGGGGCCCUCGAACCCCAGGCUUCACCUUAUUUCUGUUUUCUGCCAAUAAAGUGACAAUUCCCACA